This is a messenger RNA of Geodia barretti, 1562 nucleotides long. Lineage: Eukaryota; Metazoa; Porifera; Demospongiae; Tetractinellida; Geodiidae. The record is from the annotation of a GenBank genome assembly.
AUGCAGAGAGAGCAAUGAAGAACUAACCACAGAACAGACAGACUGACUGGGCUAAGAGACAGGCAAAUCCGGAUGCCCGAAAGUUGAUUGGUGAGAAAGAAAGAGAAAUACGAGAGAAAGUCACUGUUUGUGAAAGUCUAGAGGCUGAGCUUAUUCAAAAAGAGAAAGAAGUUCAUGAACUGCAGAAGAUUCUUAACGACAAGGACACGGAGAUUACGGAGCUCCACAAGGCACAACACAAGGCACAGCAGGAUAAAACUGAUUUAGAAAAUCCUACAGAAGCAGCAAACCUUGCCAGGAGAAAGUCGCUAUUUAAACAAAAACGGUUUCACCCUGAAGGCAGAGAAGCCCUUACAUCAGAGGAUGCGGUGGAUUAUGGUGAACUGAAGGAAAAAGAGGUGAUGAAUAUGCUCUGUGGAAUUGCCAACAAGUGGAGACAGCUUGGAACUCAGUUUGGACUCCAGCGUAAUGAGCUAGAGGCGAUAAAGCAAAAUAAUUCCUCACCUAUGGACUGGCUGCUGGAAGUGAUAGCUACGAAUAAAGCUAGAACAACUGACUUUUGGUGGACAGACAUUGUGAAAGCUUUACGUGCCAUGAAGGAAAACAGGGUAGCUGACAGAAUCUGCCGCAAGUACAACAUCCCACAAUCCCCAUUUCACUCAGAAGACCCAGCAGAGGUGGUUGUCUUGCAGCUGAAAGAAAGUAGUGAGUCCAAACUCAAAGGAAAGUUCUCUGCCCUCAUCACCUUCGCCAUCCGAUUCCUGGAGAAGAAGGAAGAAAAAUGCUUCGAAGAUUUCAAGUCUUACGUGAUUACCUUUUUUGAACUUGAUUCAGCCGUCUUGAUUGCCACUAGCUACCGCCAGGUUUUCAACCUCAUUAGCCACGAGAAGAAAUGGGACUGUGUUAACUUCUCACCUUUGCUGGAAGUUUUGGGUCAUUUCAUUGGAGAGGAAUCCGAAGCAAUAUGCUGCGACUAUCAGGAAGCAGUCAAGGCCUACUAUGCCACACGAAAGCUUACUGAGACAAUUUCCAGGACCGACCUAACAAAAAUGUCCCGCGAAAAUGAGCCCCUCGAUUUGACCGUGCACGAGAUCGAAAUGAAGCUGCACCCACACAAGGUCUCUGAGAGAUCUCUCUCCUACAUUCACUCAGUGUGGGACUCGAUGUCUAGUUUCUUUUUCAAUUCCCUCCGUCAAGACGGUUGUCGAUAGCAUGCCGUCAUCGGACGCUGAGGCUGAUUGCCUCUGUGCCACUCUAACACGCAAAACUAGUGAGCCGUUAAUGGGGCAGGGCAAAAAGUCUUGGAAGAAAUUCAUGAAGGAAAACGACAUCACUGAGAUUUCGUUUGAUAGUGGACAUGUCUUUACACUAUAGUUGUUUUGAAGCUGUAAAAACUGUCAGAAUGUUCUUUUAUUGACUUAUUGUGGGCAAACAGGAUGUCUCACCAAAAAAUUUUCGUUUUGCAAGCACAACAUUGAAAACUUUUGUUGCUAUAUAUGUAGAGAAGCAACGGACUACUUUAAAAUGACAGGAGCAUAACUUAGAGGAACCUAGAAAGGAGU